Molecule: messenger RNA, 1701 nt
Organism: Trichoplax adhaerens
Lineage: Eukaryota; Metazoa; Placozoa; Uniplacotomia; Trichoplacea; Trichoplacidae
Exons: 16
Coding region: 16-1563 (515 amino acids)
Biological process (GO): L-leucine catabolic process
Cellular component (GO): methylcrotonoyl-CoA carboxylase complex; mitochondrion
Molecular function (GO): methylcrotonoyl-CoA carboxylase activity
Source: RefSeq, a predicted model, not a curated record
GAAAACUACUCACAAAUGAAAUCUGUCGUUGAUGACCUACGCCAAGUGGUGGACAAUAUUAAACUAGGUGGAGGAGAAAAGGCUAGGCAACGCCAUCUGUCGAAGAAUAAGCUACUGCCGCGCGAUCGCUUAGAUAAACUUAUUGAUCCUGGUUCGCCUUUCCUUGAGCUAUCUCAACUCGCUGGACAUAAAUGCUACGGUAAAGAAGAAGUUCCAGCUGCUGGCAUCGUCACAGGAAUCGGCCGUGUCUCUGGAACCGAAUGCGUAAUUGUUGUCAACGAUCCAACUGUCAAAGGAGGUACCUACUAUCCAUUAACAGUUAAGAAGCACCUUCGAGCUCAAGAAAUUGCUCACCAAAAUCAAUUACCAUGCAUUUAUUUGGUUGAUUCAGGUGGAGCAAAUCUACCGCGCCAAGAUGAAGUAUUUCCUGAUGUUGGCCAUUUCGGAAGAAUAUUUUACAACCAAGCUAACAUGUCUUCUGAUAGAAUACCACAGGUCGCUGUAGUAUUAGGUUCGUGUACUGCCGGUGGUGCUUAUGUGCCUGCUAUGUCUGACGAAGUAGUUAUGGUUAAAAAUCAAGGAACUAUAUUCCUGGGUGGACCUCCGUUGGUCAAAGCUGCCACUGGAGAAGUCGUUAGUGCUGAAGAACUCGGUGGAGCUGAAGUUCACUGCAGCGUUUCUGGAGUGAGUGACCACAUGGCAAUGGACGACGAGCAUGCGUUACAUAUUGCUCGUCAAAUUAUCUCUAAUUUAAAUUAUAAAAAGGAAGUUCAAAGCGUUAUGCAGCCCCCUGAAAAACCGGCCUAUCCAUCGGAUGAAAUUUACGGCAUAGUAGGAACAAAUCUGAAGAAAAGUUACGAUGUUAGACAGGUUAUUGCAAGAAUAGUCGAUGGUAGUAAAUUUAACGAAUUCAAAGCAAAUUAUGGCAAAACAUUAGUUACAGGAUUCGCACGUCUACAUGGAUACCCAGUUGGUAUUAUUGCCAAUAAUGGUAUCCUAUUUUCAGAAUCGGCACUAAAGGCUACACAUUUUAUUGAAUUAUGCUGCCAGCGAGACAUCCCUUUAAUAUUUCUUCAAAAUAUUACUGGAUUUAUGGUAGGGAAAGAGUAUGAAGCAGGUGGUAUUGCAAAGAAUGGCGCUAAAAUGGUUACCGCUGUCGCUUGUGCCAAAGUACCAAAAUUUACUGUUAUUAUUGGUGGUAGUUAUGGAGCCGGUAAUUACGGCAUGUGUGGUAGAGCCUACAGUCCGAGGUUUUUAUUCACAUGGCCAAAUACGAGAAUAUCUGUAAUGGGAGGAGAACAAGCUGCAAACGUUCUGGCUACUGUCGCAGCGGAUCAGAGAAAACGUGAAAAUAAACAGUGGACAGAAGAAGAAGAUAAAGCUUUAAAAGAGCCAAUUAUUAAAAAGUAUGAGAAAGAAGGACAUCCAUACUAUUCAUCUGCAAGGUUAUGGGACGAUGGAGUUAUCGAUCCAUCCGAUACAAGAACUGUUUUAGGAUUAUGCCUAAGUUCAACUUACAACACGUCCCCGCAGAAAACUAAAUUUGGCGUAUUUCGAAUGUAAAUUAGGACAUACAAUAGACGAAAUUACGAUUAUAAUUUUCGUUAAAUUGAAAUUCACAAGCUAUAUUUUGGACAUUUAAUAUAGAAUGGAUUAAUAUGCAGUAUGAUCAUAGUUAACAUAAAGAUGUUUCUUGGUUAG